Phoenix dactylifera (date palm) is the source of this 756-nucleotide messenger RNA. The record is from RefSeq and is a predicted model, not a curated record. Lineage: Eukaryota; Viridiplantae; Streptophyta; Magnoliopsida; Arecales; Arecaceae.
CGAUCAGAAUAAGAGACCGGUCCCUUCUUUUUUAAAUCCAAUCUGUUUCCGCCUCGGCUGUUGUGAUUGACGGUGGGCAAGCGUCUCGCGUGCGCCAAACGCAGAAUGAUUGCCCAGGGGGUGCUGCCAUUCCCUGCCGCUCCUCCUCCUCCUCUCCUUCUCCCCUGCAGCACCACCACCCUCGUCAGGGAUCACGCAUACGGUGCCCUCUCCAGCAAAAUCUCCCGGACCGACCGGAUGAAUUGGGACUCGAGGAGGAGACGGAGAUGUGAAGCGGUGACCAAGGCCGAGAACCCGGGAGGGGAAGAACUGGGUGCCAGGACGAGGACGGCUUAUCUGUCCGCGCGACGCAAGGAGAGGAUCGAGCUCCCCGACUACGGGGGCCCCAUCACGUUCAGCGAUUUCGUCAACCACCCUUCCGGCGUGGAAGCCCUCCUGAACACGCGAGCCUUGCACAGCUUUCGGCCCUUGGAUUCCAACACCUACAGGUGCACCUUGCAAAAGAUCCAGUUCCUCAAGUUUGAAGUGGCCCCCGUGCUAGACUUACGCGUGACCCCGACAAGAGAAGGCUGCACGGUCGAGAUGGUGGAUUGCAGGUUUGAGGGUUCUGGAAUAGUAGAGCAGCAAAAUCAUGUUUUUUCAGCAUUUGUGAGAAACCAUAUAACUUGGGAGAGAAAUGGUUCUGAGCCAUGCUUGGAUGUGGACGUGAAUUUAAAAGUUUCCCUUGAGGUGUGGACUUAUUCCUUUCUUAAUUAA